CUGCAUUUAAAAGUUGGCCAUUCAUCGGCAGAAGCUCUUUACGUUGCUGCUUCAUCAAAAAAUGAGUUCCUGAAAACGCCAUUGCCGUACAUUUUGCCAUACCUAAAAGCGCACGAUAAGCAAGCGUAUUUGGUGAAGCGGUGCCGCGAUUUGGCCGCUGAUUUAUGCAUGAAAAAUUAUCACUGGCAGGGUGGAGGAAGUGAACCAGUGGAACGUAAAGACGGUUAG
This is a messenger RNA of Gongylonema pulchrum, 228 nucleotides long. The record is from the annotation of a GenBank genome assembly. NCBI's taxonomy places the organism in Eukaryota, Metazoa, Nematoda, Chromadorea, Rhabditida, Gongylonematidae.